This is a messenger RNA of Colletotrichum lupini, 1053 nucleotides long. RefSeq lists its product as uncharacterized. The record is from RefSeq and is a predicted model, not a curated record. The transcript has 7 exons. NCBI's taxonomy places the organism in Eukaryota, Fungi, Ascomycota, Sordariomycetes, Glomerellales, Glomerellaceae. Bases 1 to 1053 code for a protein of 350 amino acids.
AUGGGUCUCGGCGGCCUCUCUCUAUCCGAAGCGAACAGCGGACUUUUCCUCGGAUCCCACGCCCGCACCAAGGAUACGCGGCCCUCUGGCUACUCCGUACAUUUGCCAGCCACGCCAGCCUCUUCUCCUUACGUUUGGCAGAUAAUCAAGCACCGCUGUCCCGACAUACCUUGGAUGGCCCACGCGUAUAAUGAAAGCCAUCGAUCCAUAAUUGCGGGAUUUGCGUCGUCUGUAAUUGUGGUCAUUUCAACGUCGCACAGAGCUCAGUCCAUUCCCGUCCUUUUCUGCGCCUUAGCUCCCUCCCAAGCAUCUCAUGAUCUCAUCACUGGAUUGUUCAAAGCGGGAGACAACCACAUACUUCGUACAAGUCACAUGGAACCGAAACGGCAGAGACGGGCAGAAAAUCAGUCCCUAUUCCUUGAUAAGGUAGUUGUUCAACCGCGGAUUCGGUGUGGCACGCCCCAGAGGGAGCCGCUAGGUGUUCCCCCCUGUUCACCCCCCCUUAUUCGCGCCCCUAUUGGCGCCCAUUGGCUCGGAGCCAAAGAAGCAAUUAAGCCUCGCCCUCCACCAACGUUGCAACUUGCUGGGGAUUUGCAGGCCGUCACAGGGAUCACUGGUCCUGGUUCCUGGUCUCGAGGAUCUGAGGUUGUCUGCAGUCUGCCCGCCUAUCCGUACGGGAGAUACCUGACUUUAGCAGGUCCAAAGAUUCAAGGUGCUCGACUGCAACAAAACCGAUCUUCCAUCAACCCUGCAGGGCUUGCAGAAGCACACCCCCAGCCCAACCUUUUUCUGGGUACUGCUACAUUUCAUUCUUUGAAAGGUGUUGUUUCUUACCAAACCCAUCAGCCGGAUUUUGGAGCAGCUGCCGGUGAUCGACCACGAGCGCCGUUGUUACGUCCGCCCCCGACCACCCCUCGACUUGAUCUUCCAAACGCAUCCCGACCCCUUGUUGGGCUGCUGUCUCUCAUUUACACUUCGCCGAGAAAGCCAUGCUUGAGGUGUUUACACCGAUCCACGGCCUACACACCUCAAUUUCGCGAGCCGAUUUCCUAG